AAGUCUGCUCUCUGUUCUUUCAAAAGGAAGGUCGGCUCAGAGAUUGCAAGUGUGUGAGAGAAUUUGAAGUACAAAAUAAAAUCAAAUAGUCAUGCUUGGCCAGGCUGUCCGCAGGUUCACCACAUCUGCUAUUCGCAGGUCUCAUUAUGGAGAGGGACCAGGAAAGAACCUUCCUUUCUCUGUUGAGAACAAGUGGAGGCUGUUGGGGAUGAUGGUCGUGUUCUUUGGCAGCGGAUUUGCUUUCCCCUUCAUUGUUGUCAGACACCAGCUGCUGAAGAAGUGAAGAGUUUUAAUGUUCAUUGGAUAAUAUACCAGGUCUGCUUUACCUUGGAAAGUAUUUAUCCUGCAGAUUACAGACUUCAUGAGCAAAAAUCAGUGUUGGGAUCAUUUGUCACGCUGGCUGGCUGUGUGUUUGUAAAUAAACUUACUACAUAUGAAUACAA
Molecule: messenger RNA, 443 nt
Organism: Polyodon spathula (Mississippi paddlefish)
Lineage: Eukaryota; Metazoa; Chordata; Actinopteri; Acipenseriformes; Polyodontidae
Product: cytochrome c oxidase subunit 7C, mitochondrial
Exons: 3
Coding region: 92-283 (63 amino acids)
Biological process (GO): mitochondrial electron transport, cytochrome c to oxygen
Source: RefSeq, a predicted model, not a curated record